AACAUAAUUUCACAGACAAUUUCAAAUAUCGUUAACAUCCCCUUUAGUUUAAUUACAAAUCCAGUAGAUACAGAGCAGCAUUAGUUAUGUUUCCUGACUCAGACUUUAUGGCUCUAUAUACAUCAGCUGACAUCCCUCCCUUGUUAUUACGGCUUUUGGAGGAUUCCCAACAAUCGAACAUUAUUGUGUGAUAGAAGAGUGGUCUCUCAAGAUGGAGCAGUGUCUGACUAAUGCAGUUUUGAAAAAGCAGCUAACCCAGCUCACUGUCUCCGUGUGCGUCUGUGUGUGUGUCUGUGUGUGUCUGUGUGUGUCUGUGUUGACUUUAAUGCUGAACAGUUGAGAUGCAACUCAGACGAAUCAUCCAUUUUGGACGGCCAAGCCACCGGCAGCCAGUUUGGCUUAUCCCUGUCGCUCUAGGGCCCCAUUUGGCUCCAACGCCACACCAACUGUGGCAUCGUCUGUGGCCAUCACCACCCUCCCUCCAUCCCCCUGAUUGUCUCUCCACAGCUUCUCACCUUCUCUCUUUUUCCAUCCUUCCCACCCUCCUCCCUUUAAUAAUCCCCCGUCCCUGGGGUCCUCCGCCCAGGUGAGAGGGAUCUAAACAGUCGUUGUCAUGGUAAGCUGCCAGCAGGAGCCCAAACACACCUGAUGAUGCAGGUUCAUCAUUUCUUUCACCUUCUCUUCCAUCUGUCGCUCGCUUUCCACUCGUCUUUCCCCACCCUGCAAAUCCUCCUCUUUCUCCAUCAGCACAAUCUGCUUUGUGUUCCCCUUGCCACUCCCCGACUUGCUCUUUGUUUUUCCUCCUGCCUGCACAGUGUAACCCAGAAAAACGACAGUUCAGGACCCGGAUAGUAUCUGGGCUCACUGGCCCGUGAUGACAUUGACCAGACACAACUUCCCUGCCCCCCAUCUGACAGCUUGCCCUCGAUCCAGACACCCAUAUGUGCACAGGCGUGACACACACAUGGUCAGCAAAAUAACACUGAAUUCACCCCAGAAAACAGGCUUAUGUGGUCUGUUGCCCCGAAAGCUGCUGACCUUGCUAUAGUGCACUAAGAAGGACGCAACCAAAUCCUUCACAGUCCCCUGGUUUACACACAAACACACACACACACACACACACACACACACACACUCACACACAGACACACUCUGUUCCCCUCAACUGUCCUGCUUUUCUUCAGCGACAGUCGGGUUAAAUCCAUUCUGACGGGUCAGGCUCCUCUCACUGUCAGGCCAAGCUGUCGAGGCCACUGUCACUGUGAGAGAGACCACAUAUGUUGUGUCUGAACGCGUGUGUGCAUGUGUGUGUGUGUGUGUGUGUGUGUGUGUGUGUGUGUCUGUGUGUUAACCAGGGGGCAGUGGGAGGCGAGUGUGAAUUAAGCAGCAUGUGUGAGGUCCGUGAAGCUGUGGAGAGUAAAACAACGUGUUGUUCCUCCGAGGAGUUGAGGACAGGUGCGACUCCAGCAUCAGGCUGUUAGAGGUGCUCAGCCUCUAAUGAUGAAACGUGUGAUGGGUUCAGUGGCUCAUUGGAGGAACAAAGGCUUCAUGUGAAUAUAUACUGCGAUAGAAUAAUCUCUUCAAAAUACACAUCUCACGUCAACAUAAAUAUUACAAGAGAAAUAUGGAGAAUAUCCCUUAAAUGUUUGAAAGUCAUUCACACUAACUUGAAGUGUAUCUCCAAGUAGUUUUACACACACAAACAAUUUGCUGUGGUGUGUUUGUGCAAGAAUAAAUAUAUAAAUAGGUACAAAUCUUACAAACUCUUAAAAGGAUUAUGCAAUGUGAAGGAUAGAUGUUUACAAUCUGAAGUACAGAAUGUAAAGUAUGACAUGAAUUAAAGAUAUUUUGAGGGCCCUCAGCCCAAAGUUAAGUUAAGUUAAGUUACUUUAAGUUAAGUUAGUUAAGGGACAAAUCAACAGCUGUGUCCCUUAGUGUCAUAAGGGACACAGGACGCUCUCCUCUAAGGCAGGUCCACCACAGACUGGUCAGAACCUGUGUGUGUGUCCCUGACAUCCUGGGGCCCAGUCGGGGUCUUUCCUCCUGAUCCAGAGCCAUCGGCUGCGUCACAAUGAUUCAUUUGAAUUGACACAGCUCAGUGGUCACGGAUUUAACCCAAAAAACCCUUAAAGUCUAUAAAUAAAGAUCAUUGUGUGUGUUUCAGUGCAGAACUGUAGUAACACAUAUCAGCACACUUCACAUCACUCACUGGUUUGUGAUUCAGCUGUUCUGAAACCACGACUGGAGCAUUUUGUCCUGCGCCAUCGUGGUUUUCUGAAACCAGAAGUAACCGUAACUGCCUGUCCUCAUGUUCUCCUGGAUUCAAACUGUACAUGGUUGUGAAAUUGAAGAGCUCCCUCCUGAGGCCCCCCCGCUGACUCAUAACGAGCACCAAUCCGUACAAAUCUGGGAGCUUCAUGAGUGUGUGCACAUAACCACCACUCCACCUCUGUGUGUGUGUGUGUGUGUGUGUGUGUGUGUGUGUGCGUGUGCAGCACCAUGCUGUGGACGGUGCUACUAGCGCUGCUGGUGCUUCUGUUGCUGCAGACUCAGCUGUCUGUGUGCUUAAGGGAAUUACGCACCGGGGGUUCCAGCUCCCCUGCCUACUCCUCUUCAUCCUCCUCUUCCUCCUCCUCUCACAAUGCCACCCAGCAGCGGCUGCCCGGAGCCAUCAUCAUCGGCGUCCGGAAAGGUGGCACCAGGGCCCUGCUGGAGAUGCUCAACCUGCACCCGGACGUGGAGGUUGCAAAGGCCGAGGUGCACUACUUCAACAUAGAGGAGCACUUCCGCCGAGGCCUGGCCUGGUACCGAGCCCAGAUGCCCCUCACCCUCCCUGGUCAGCUGACGGUGGAGAAGACCCCCGGCUACUUCGCAGCUCCUCAGGCCCCUGCGCGGGUCUGGGACAUGAAUCCCUCCGUCCGCCUCAUACUCAUCGUGCGGGACCCGGCCGAACGACUGGUGUCUGACUACACCCAGGUCCUCCACAACCGCCUGACCCGCCACAAGCCCUACCUGCCUCUAGAGGAGCUCCUGCUGCACAAGGGCCACAUCGACACCGGGUACAAGGCGCUGCAGAGGAGCUUGUACCACCAGCAUUUGGCUCGCUGGCUGGAGGUCUUCCCCAGGGAGCAGAUCCAUGUGGUGGACGGUGACGCGCUCAUUCGAGAUCCUUUUCCCGAGCUUAGAAAGGCCGAGAGGUUUCUGGACCUGCCGCCCAGGAUCAGCCCCAACAACUUCUACUACAACACCACCAAGGGCUUCUACUGCCUCCUGUCUGCAGGACAUGACAAGUGCCUGGACGAGUCCAAAGGCCGACCGCACGCGCCCCUGAGCGCCCAGGCCUUCAAGAAGCUCUGCCGAUACUUCAGGAAGCCCAACAAGUUGUUCUUUGAAAUGGUGGGCCGGUCGUUUUCCUGGUGCUGAUCAGAGAUGCUGUGGAGACACCAGACACAUUCAGGGACUGAGAGGGAGAGAGAGAACUGUUGUUUGUGUGUUUUUUGUCGGUAGAUGAGUGGAGAGAAGUUCUGAUGAAGUCCCUUGUUGUUCAUAUACCUGCUCAGGUUCUAAUGAGGCCAACAAUCGUGGCCCAAACGUGUGUGAAGAUGUUUGGAGAAUUCAAACUGCUGUUGGUGAACAUGACUCCAACAAGACUUUUACCACGACCAUGCCGGUGCCUCCCUGGACAAAGCUCUGACGGCCGUGCCAAACCACAAGUCUGAAACUGAGAGAUACCUGCUGUUACAAGAGCAUGUGCACAAUCGACAAGUGAUGGAAAUAGAAAUAGACGAGGGGGGGAAAAGAGGAAAUGAUUUGUUGCACUAAGAACUCUACAAGCUUAAAAAAAUCAACAUCAACAAUUUCCAACCGGAACUUUCAUUUUUCUCGACAGCUGUUUGUGUUAGGAAUAAUGUUUGAGUUCAGUCAAUUUACUUCAUUCUUCUGUCAUUUUACUGGGUUGAGUUUUAGAUAUUUGGUGAGAAUUUCUUAUCUCUGAGGUCUAUUAACAGGUAGACACAUGUAGUACGUUGACUAGCUUGUGUUUCUUUUGAGUAUGUUCUUCUAAUAAAUGUGUUCAUUCCAA
Pleuronectes platessa (European plaice) is the source of this 4081-nucleotide messenger RNA. RefSeq names its product heparan sulfate (glucosamine) 3-O-sulfotransferase 1-like 2 (gene hs3st1l2). Lineage: Eukaryota; Metazoa; Chordata; Actinopteri; Pleuronectiformes; Pleuronectidae. Gene Ontology annotation, molecular function: [heparan sulfate]-glucosamine 3-sulfotransferase activity. Bases 2500 to 3423 code for a protein of 307 amino acids. The record is from RefSeq and is a predicted model, not a curated record. The transcript has 3 exons.